ACGACCCCCUCUCUCCCUCCGCCCUCCCGAUGCCCGACGUUUCUCUUUGUCUCUCCCCGAUGCCCCUCGCCCUCCCCUCCCGCCGGACACUCGCCGUCCUCCUCGCCUGGGCGGCCGCCGUCGCCCUCAUCCACACCUUCCUCUUCCCCCUCCCCCUCCCCGCCCUCUCCCUCUCGCGGCCCACCGCCCAGCAGCACUUUCUCUCCACCGCCUUCCCCCAGCCCCCACACCGCGAAGGCGACGACCAGGUAGACUCGGUAGACCCCAGAUGGCGCCCCUUCCACCCCCUCCCGGCCCCCGAGCCGCCUUUCCCGAGGCUCAGGCCGACCCGCUUCCUCCCCCCAAAGUGUCUCGAGCAGUGGUUCAUCGACGGCGAGACCCUCUGCGGCCCCGCCGACUUUGGUGACGAGGAAAAGCUCGACGCCACCUGGCUCUGGGUCAACGGCUCAGACCACAGGUGGCGAGACAGCAUGGUCGCAUGGCGAACCAAAGAAGACAUCUACUCGCCCGAACAUCACUUCCGCGAACAGAACGAGCUCGUCCACUCGAUGCGCUCCGUCCUCGACGCCCUCCCCGGCCGCAUGCGCACCUUCCACCUCAUCCUCGCCGACUACCCCUUCAACUAUCCCGAAGACCUCGACCUUGUCCCCGAGUCGGUGCUUCCGCAGCUUGAAACCGCUGCGGCGAGCAGAAUCAAGGGCCGUACCCACGCCCGAGAUAUCCCUGCCGGUCCUUCCCACGACGGCAACCUCACGGAGCGAGUCUCCACCGCCGACAUCUCCCCCGCACUGCAAGAGUAUCUCAAGGACCAGUGGCGCGUCGUCCAGACACCCACCUGGCUCGACUUUUCCCGCAGAGACCCCUCCAGCCCGUCCCACCCCUUCCACCCCUAUUCCGUCACCAAGGAGGGCAAGAGCGCACAGCACCAUGCAGAGGCCAACUAUCCCACCCUCAGGUAUGCUGCGCACUCGGAAAUCUUCCACUUGCCUUCUGGCGACCGCGACGGAAGACACUUGGGCGAGGCCGACUGGAGGGAGCAGGAAUGGCGCAAAAAGGCCCUGCCGACUUUCAACUCUAUGGCCAUUGAAGGCAGAAUCGGAUGGUUGCCCGGACUCGCCGAUGCUGUGAUUGCGCUCAACGACGAUUUCUUCCUCCUCCGUCCCCACGCCGUCUCGGAUUUCCACUCGCCCCUUUACGGCUCCGUCAUUCGAUUCGACCACGGCUACAACCAGCAAGUCAAGCCCGACAUUGACCGCAACAAUAUCAACAAUGCUGGUGAAAUCGGCGGUCUCUACCACGCCAACGCUUUGCUUUCCCAGCGAUUCCCCCACCGACUGCGUCCGUACUUUGCCCACGUCCCCAAGACCAUCACUAGAGGCUUGCACCACGAGGCGAGCUUGAUGUUCAAGGAAGCCAUGGCGGACAGUGGCGAGAGGCGAUUCAGAGAGAUGAAGCUUGGUGACGGUGAUGUCCAGAUGCAGUGGCUGCUUACUGCGUUAAGAGUCGAAAGAUGGCGAGAAGCACUCCUCUGGACUUGGGUCGUGACCAAUAUGGGAACCCGCGGAUCCACAAAGGCCCACUGGGACGACAACACUCGAUCUGAAAUCAAGGACCUCUUUGGCUUUAGCGACGGCGACGACGAUGUCGUCAAGAUUGAAGUCCACAGAGGCGAGAGGUGGACGCUCGAGAAUGGCAGGAUGCAAAGGGCGUUCGAGCAGGCUGGUUGGGAGGCGCCCAAGGCCACCGAAUUCUUGUGGUCUUCGAUGGACGGCCCCAUGCCCCACCUCCUCAAGGGUGGCAAGGACCCAGAGACAAACAACAAGUGCAUGCUCGACCUCAACCGCUGCUUUGGCUCCUUCUGGUCUCGCGGAGAACACGUUGCCUCUGACGACAUGUUUAAGCGACUCACUUUCCAGUACCCCGAAUGCGGCGACUGCUGUAAGUAUGCAAGCACCGCGUAGACGAUCACUCACCGUCGGUAGUGACAAUGGCUCUGGUCACCGCCUCUGGCCCCCUCGGUCUCUCUGCAUUCUUCCCUCCCAAGGACACCACCUUUACCGCCCCCAAGCUCGCGCCCAACGCCGAGUACCCCACAUUCCUUCCCCCUCCCCAUCUCCCCCUCACGCCCACCUGGCACGAGGCCGAUUUCUCUCUCGAGAGCGUCAUGACCAGCACCGCCUUGCCCGAAGAAGAGGUCGAUCUUCGACAAUACUGUAUGAAGUUGCUCUCGCGGUAUCUGUAUCUUGAUGCCAAAUCCGUCUCACACUUUCACAUGCUCAAGAAUGCCGAACACGCCGGCCGCGUCUUCAAGCAGAUCCAAGACACCCCCAGUGUAUCGAUAUUAGGAAUGAACGACGACAUUGAAGCCGAUUACGACGAGACCAAGCGUUUAAUGAACGAAUGGUUUGAGAUGAGGUGGCCCAGGAAGGCGGUAUGGGAGAGGGAUUGGGAUGCGGUCAAGGACCGAUAUGUGGACUAGAUUACUGUUUUGAAACCCCCUAAUAGAUAGACAUUACACUUGUAUCUUGCGCAUUGAUUAUCCAUACAUGAUUGAGCUGGUUCUCAAUGUCAUCAUCUCCAUGCAGUAGACAUUGAACCUGUUGCCAUGCAAAAUCAUUCAUA
Molecule: messenger RNA, 2622 nt
Organism: Cryptococcus amylolentus CBS 6039
Lineage: Eukaryota; Fungi; Basidiomycota; Tremellomycetes; Tremellales; Cryptococcaceae
Product: 3-O-alpha-D-mannopyranosyl-alpha-D-mannopyranose xylosylphosphotransferase, variant
Exons: 6
Coding region: 30-1961 (643 amino acids)
Biological process (GO): N-glycan processing to lysosome; carbohydrate phosphorylation
Cellular component (GO): Golgi apparatus
Molecular function (GO): UDP-N-acetylglucosamine-lysosomal-enzyme N-acetylglucosaminephosphotransferase activity
Source: RefSeq, a predicted model, not a curated record